Molecule: messenger RNA, 1514 nt
Organism: Papilio machaon (common yellow swallowtail)
Lineage: Eukaryota; Metazoa; Arthropoda; Insecta; Lepidoptera; Papilionidae
Product: structural maintenance of chromosomes protein 3 homolog
Exons: 4
Coding region: 147-1514 (455 amino acids)
Molecular function (GO): zinc ion binding; nucleic acid binding
Source: RefSeq, a predicted model, not a curated record
ACACUGACAUACAUCAUUGUUUUUAUUAAUUUUGACUUUGACAAAUGAAGUGAAUAAAAUGUGACUGAAGAAAAACACGUGUAAUAUUAAAUAAUUUUUAUUUUAUUAUUUGUAUUAAAAGAUAGUAAAACAAUCUUCAAUCAACUAUGACAAGAUUUGCAAGGGCGAGAGGCUCUAAGUCUUCAAAUCAAAAGGCCCCAGAAGAUAGUACGCCAUGGGAAGUUAUGAAGGAGCAGAUUAUUCAAUCGAAAAAAGAAUCCGAAGAGUCUAAACAGAGAAAAGAGGCUGAACAAAAGCGAAUAGAUAACUAUUCGAAUUUCCUUAAAGAACAGAAAGUGCAAAAGCGAAAAGCUACUUGGUGUGACUUUCCUGAAGUAGAGUGCAAAAGGAAGCCAGUCAAUGCCAACGAAAGUCAACAUAACGAAAAAUUACACAAAAAGAAAAAUAAGAAAAAAGAAAAGACAUGCGAAGAAACACAGAUCCAGUCGACUAAUGAAAUCCAAAAACAAGCCGAUGACACCGAACAAACCAGUGUUUCAGUUAAACAAAACAAGAAAAAGAAGAAAAAUAAGGUACCAGUUAAAGAUAUUAAUAAUGAAGACAAACAACAUGUUGACUCGGUUGAAAAAGUUGAAUUAAAUAACACUGUACAAUUACAAAAUGGUGAUUUGUCAAAGAAGAAAAAAAAGAAGAAAAAGUCACAGCAAUCUCAAAAUGAGGCUACAAAAACUGAUGAAAACCAGGAGCACCAAAAUAAUAAAACUGAUGGUAUCCAAGGAUCUGAAGGUAACAAAAAUAAAAACAACAAUAUUAAUACUAAGAACAAAAAAAACAGAAAUCAAAAACCUACUCGUAGGAAAGACAUAAAUGACAAAAGCUUUCAAUUAAUAGUCAAUGGUAAAGAAAUUGAAUUGGUCAGGUUUGAUGGAUUCCCUAUUAUGAAGAAGGAUGCAGAACGACUUGCAGAAUUAAAAAAUAGUAUGAUUAAGAAGGGUAUACCUAAAAGUGAAGUACAAAGGACAAUGAAAUUGGAAAGACGAAGAGCUGAGAAAGCUUUAGCAAGAAUAAAACGUGAGGUUUGCUAUAAUUGUAGGAAAGGUGGUCAUAAUCUGUCUGAUUGUCCGGAACUAAAGUCUAAAAUACCCGGAGUGGAUAGUGCUGAAGGUGUUUGCUUCAAAUGUGGUUCCACUGAACAUAGACAGUUUGAAUGUAAAGUGCAGAGAGAUAAAGAGUUCCGAUUUGCUACAUGUUUCAUAUGUAAAGAAGCUGGCCACAUUGCUCGGCAAUGUCCUGACAAUCCCAAAGGAUUGUACCCCAACGGUGGUUGUUGUAAACUUUGCGGUGAUGUCACUCACUUGAAGAAGGACUGUCCUAUUAUGAAAGACCAAAAAGAGGAAAGUUCAAUAAAAUUGCAUACAUUAGGUGCUACUGAUAACCUAGAAGAUAUAAGUCAGAAAACUGAAAAUAAUGUUUCAGAGGGUACAAUGAAAAAACCCAAGAAAAUUAAAUUUUAA